CGGCCGGCGCUGCAGUCAGUCGCGCCGGGACCGCGGGCGGCGGCGCACCAGUACACGGGAGAGACCAGAGGGUCGUGAGCGCGGACCCGUCGACACGGACUGUAAGCAGGCGGUCAUGUUGCCUCAGGGCGAGGCAGCCGAGGUCACCGGCCGGAGGCACGGCGAGGACACGAUGGUGGACGAGCACAUCCUGCGAGUGAUCCGCAGCGCAGAGACCUCCUCCACUCCCUACACAGACGCCACGCAGACGAAGAAGCACCCGCUGAACCACAUCAAGCGCCCGAUGAACGCCUUCAUGGUCUGGUCACAGAUCGAGCGACGCAAGAUCAUCGAGGUCACCCCAGACAUGCACAACGCCGAGAUCUCCAAGGAGCUGGGCCGGCGCUGGAAGCUGCUCAGUGACGCGCAGCGCGCGCCCUUCCACGAGAUCUCCAAGAGACUCAAAGAGUACCACCAGCGCGAGUUUCCCGACUACAAGUACCGGCCGCGCAAGAAGACGCCCAAACCCGGCCAGGGUAAGACCACGGAGAGGACGAGGUCCCGUUCUCGCUCAGUGUGCGUCACCUCACCAGCGACGAAGGCGGCACCGGUCAGCAGCAGCUCGGUCCGGUCGCGGGCCGGCACUGGAGGCAUCCACAGGCUCAAACUGAAGCUGAACAUUGAUGGGAAGAUGGGCGGAGUCUCCACAGAACGGGUGAGGCAGCGACGGCACACCACAUCCUCAACUUCCGCAUCGGCGGCGAGGGUCGAAACGCAGGUGACGUCAACUUCGACACUGGUGUCAUCGGCAGCCGACAUGGAGACAUCGCAGGUUCUGGCGACAGCUGCUGGGACCAUGAGGGUUCACAUCCCAGAGCUCAGCGCAGAAAGCCUUCCAGAGCACAGUGCGGAGCACAGGCCGGGUGCUGGCUCCGUGCAGCGGUCGGAGUCCCGGGGACCCUUCCGGGGGACCCUGGAGGAGGCGCAGCCCUCUGCCAGUCGCUGUCCUCGCGCCAGCCCGACCACUGUGCCCUGCAGUCCCUCGACCGUGAUGCCCGACUCUCCCGAAUCGGCCGCUACCUACGAGGACGGUCCUCUGGCCACGCCUCUGGACCCGCCGGAGCCGCUGCUGACCGCCGUGAAGCCCGACCCUGACGGCUUGGAUGAGCUGCUGCAGUUGAAGGUGGCCGACCUGGUCUCCGAGCUCGAGAUGAUGCCGCUCGACUCGCUCACCUCCGAGCUGGAGCUGGACGCCCUGUCGGUGGCCAGCAGCUCCGGCUCGCACCUCGAGUUCCGCUACGACCGGGACGUGCUCUGCGCCCUCGGCGACCUGCAGGACCCCUGGGCCGACGAGCCGCCCUUCGCUGACCUUGUCGGAUGCUGAGCGUCCAUCGCAGAGCUGCGGGUGAGGGAGCUGACGGCUCGAGAGUUGGUUCGAACUGAGCGCGAUGUUAUGCUGGCGUCGGCUACUUGCAAUGGAUGGUUCGAGGUAUGUAAGUGAGUGACUGAGCUAACGUUUUGCUGUGGCGCUCUCUAAAACUCUGCGCUGUUGUGGCCGGUCGAGCGAUUCGUCUGUUUUACAUGGCGCCACAACCGCUAGCCCUUUGCUGCUGGCCAGACUCCGCUCCCAGAACGGCUAACCGCCUUGUCCCUAACGCCUCAGGGACAGCCGCACCUCUUCCGGCCACUGCUGCCUCUGCUGUCACUGUUGCUUCUCUACCAAUGCGCUCGUCGCAGUCGCUUGUCAAUUCCCUCAACUUUUAAGCAAUCACUCAUCCUACAUGCAGUACUCUUUUAGCAGCCUUUAACCUUAAAGUGAACCCAAAGCUCUGCAUAAUCAAUCAUUUUGUUGAUCUACUUUGCGCCACCCACCACCACCAUCUAAUUUGGUUGUGUCGGUGCUGUGUGAGCAAUCGGCCCUGUCGAUACGUUCUCUUCACUGAACAGUCUAACGACGCGCCCCGCCAAUAUCAGCCAUCAGUCCCAUGUUCGGCCCACAUGCGAGUCUCAGUUCGCCGAACACGGUCGCCACCAGCAGCCAAUCAAAAGUAAUCCAAUAAUUUGGCGGCCACCGCCGCCCCCACCGUCAGCUCCUACCUGCCGUGGCCUUGACGCAUGACCCGUGCCAUUACCGACAGAUAAUCACACCGUUUCCAUACUGUGGAUGUACAGUACAAAAGGUCGCCGGCGUCACUAGUUGAUCUCAGAUUGCACGCGUUCUGUGCCGUGCGCGCCGGGCAGGGCCGCCUCGGGAUGCACCUACAGGCUAACUGAUACUUGGAUCGCUGCGAUGUUACUGAUAUGAUUGAUAGUGGUUACAAGACGGACAUGCUCUUAUGCCAUUGCCGCCGAUUUUUGCGAUGUCUGGCGUCAAUUCAGGAUGUUCUCUGUGCUUAUCUGAAGGGGAGCUUGGUUAUCCCGGUUGACGGCUUCUCCGUCCCGGGUGGGCUCGCGUUUGAACGACACUGGGGUGAUCUCCUAGCUCUCUGUGCUGUGCAGGGACAACUUUUGACCUCUGCUGGUCAAGGUCAAAGUCCGAGAGAGAGGGCGAGAGAGAUAGAUAGAUAGAGAGAGAGAGAGAGAGAGAGAGAGAGAGAGAGAGAGAGAGAGAGAGAGAGAGAGAGAGAGAGAGAGAGAGAGAGAGAGAGAGAGAGAGAGACCUGGUGGAAAUGUUUGACACAGUGAGACGCUAUUCGUUUGGAAGGCCCACAUUCGAUGUAUAUUUAUUGCAAUGUAGCUUCCCAGUGGUGUGCUUUGUUUUAUUGAUCAGUUCAGGGCUUUAUGACUUUGACGAAAUGUUUGUUGUAGAGUUAUGAUAUGUUUAUGAGUAUGUUUCGGUUUCUCAUAACCCAAGUGCAUUGCGGAGGACGAAAGUGUGUACUUACGCAGGUUAUAGCGACUCAUGCGGUGUUACGAAUCGCCCACACUCGUUCAGCUGCGUUCUAGAAAGCUGUAUGUGUGUGCAUAUGUGCAAAUGUGCUUAAUAUUGGUGGCCACGCAAUUCUGACCUAGCUCACCUGACACACAUACUGGCUAUGCGUCUCCUCGCUGAGCGGACCGGCGAGUUUUGACAGCGGGGCGGCCGGGUGAGCCGCGGCCCUCGACGGUAGUUUCAGCGGGGGCGGUCGUCCCCGCUCUCCUUUUCUCUCGGUGUUAGUACGUAGAGCCGGUUGCUCGGUGUGCGUGUGUGUCGGUAGAGGGAGCGGGCGAGCAGAGCCGCCUCCCAAGAGACUGCGCCUGGCAAUGGUACACAUUAUCGCGGCCCCGCGGGGGCGCCGCGCCGUGCCCGUGCCCUCCCCCGGGCACCGGUGAGUGAUUCCUCGUCUGUCCCACCGGCGGCCGUGAGCGCCCUGCAGCGCUCCCACCGGCACCGCCUCCGUUGACCUCUGUUGUUCUGUUAUUGUCCGUACUUACAGUUUAUAUUUGAGCUCUCCGGCGCCGAGCGAGUGUUUGUCGAAUAACGCGCAGCCAAUCGAAUGCUUGUUCAACGUGGCGAAUCUUCAGUUGUGCUGCGCUAAAGUGGAGCAAUAUUUUUCAUAAUAUAAAGCGAAAUGGAUGUGUAAGGCAGUCCCGCAACUACCUUGGGUAUACAUAGUCCUGUACAUUUUGUAUCGUAGUUUGUUUACAAAUAAUGAAAUGCAGAAAAAAAAAUGAAUAAAGCUCGAGUUUUCUGAA
Molecule: messenger RNA, 3654 nt
Organism: Amphibalanus amphitrite
Lineage: Eukaryota; Metazoa; Arthropoda; Thecostraca; Balanomorpha; Balanidae
Product: transcription factor SOX-21-like
Exons: 2
Coding region: 116-1363 (415 amino acids)
Biological process (GO): anatomical structure morphogenesis; regulation of DNA-templated transcription; cell differentiation
Molecular function (GO): RNA polymerase II cis-regulatory region sequence-specific DNA binding; DNA-binding transcription factor activity, RNA polymerase II-specific
Source: RefSeq, a predicted model, not a curated record